Molecule: messenger RNA, 4555 nt
Organism: Echinops telfairi (small Madagascar hedgehog)
Lineage: Eukaryota; Metazoa; Chordata; Mammalia; Afrosoricida; Tenrecidae
Gene: RNF44
Product: ring finger protein 44
Exons: 12
Coding region: 946-2274 (442 amino acids)
Source: RefSeq, a predicted model, not a curated record
UGGACAUUUCGGGUAUCACUGCUUUUAGGAAUUACUUUGGCUUCUGUAAUUGCUGUAGAUACUAUAGCCCUCUGUAUAAUGUCUGACUGGGAAGGCAUCGAGGCACAAAGGAACUCAGCGUGGCUUUGACUGGGGUUCAGAUUCCCCUACUUGUAGUUGUGUGACCAGAGACAAAUGAUGCCCCCUUCCCGCCCCCCACUUAAAUCUCCAAGACGGUCCCCGUUUGUAAACUGGGCAAACCGGUGAUCCUUUUUCUCUUAUAACUGCUGGGACUGAGGAGAGUAGGAAACUCGGGACGUAUACGGGCUUCAUUGGGCGUAGUUCCCCGAUUUUCCUUUUGCGGGGACGCCGGUCCGAGGGAAGGCCGGGCGACCCAGCAGUUCAGUCUUGCCCCCUACAAACUGCUCCCCGCCCCUUCCCCUGCUGCAGCCACGCUGGGGGGGGGGCUCAAUUUCUGUUACGUCAGUGCGCGCAGAGCCAAUCCCCCUGACUGGCAGACGUUAGCUUAUUUGCAUCCGCUGCCCUUCAUUGGUCCGUUAGGCGAGCCAGACCCGCCCAGUUUUUUUUAAAGCCGCCGUGUAUAAACAAGGAGCUACCGGGCAGCAGUGCCAUGAUGUCAUUGCGGCGCAGCAGCUUGGGGAGCUGACGUCAUCUCCGCGAAGGGGGCCGGCCCAGCGUUGUUAGGGACAUCCAAACCUCUAGGCUGGUUCAAGAGGCCUGUCCCCACCCCUUGGCCGCCUAGCUCUAGCUCUUUGCACUUCAGUGGCUGGGACGAUGCUCCAUCCCCAAGGAGAGGACCUUGGCACAGUCGGGGGCUCUUAGAGGGUCGAGGGUGCCCUCCCGCGCCCUGCCCAGCUUCGCUGCCCUCGAACGAGAACAAAGGAGUCAACGUGUGGCCAGGCAGCCGAAGGGGUGUGAGCCCCAGCCCAGUCCCUCCAACCCCUGAUGCGACCAUGGGCGGUGGCAGUGACUAGGUGGCCCCCCUCUGCACCUGUGGGUCAGCGGCGAUUCUCGGCAGGGCCCGGAAGUGUCCCUGGCCAGCUCCGGCACAGCCUUGGCCGUGAGGGCCCCCUGGCCGGCCCGCCUGCCCAGGAUGAGCGCUUACCCUCCCAGCAGCUGCCGCCCCGACCACCUCACCUCUCUGUAGAGGAGCAGCGCCGAGCCUCGGCUCCUGCCGGCGGGAGCCCCCGGAUGCUGCACCCAGCCACCCAGCAGAGCCCGUUCAUGGUUGAUCUCCACGAGCAGCCCGCUGGGCCUCCUCUUCCACAGGUGCACCAGGGGCCCGUCCCUCUGUCCUACACAGUCACCACCGUGACCACUCAAGGCUUUCCGGUGCCUUCGGGCCAGCCCAUCCCUGGCUGUAGUGCCCAGCAGCUCCCAGCAUGCUCCGUGAUGUUCAGCGGACAGCACUACCCUUUGUGCUGCCUCCCACCCCCGCUGAUCCAGGCGUGCACCAUGCAGCAGCUCCCAGUGCCCUACCAGGUCUACCCGCCCCUCCUCUCCAGCGACCACUACAUCCUGCACCCGCCACCGCCGCCAGCCCCGCCUACCCAGCCUCCCCACAUGGCGCCGCUGGGGCAGUUCAUGUCACUGCAGACCCAGCACCCGAGGAUGCCCCUGCAGCGGCUUGACAACGAUGUGGAGCUGCGGGGGGACCAGCACCCCCUGGGGAGCUUCACCUACUCCACCUCUGCGCCUGGUCCCACCCUCUCUCCCUCUGUGCCACUGCACUACCUGCCGCAUGAGCCACUGCCCCAGGAGCUGCCCUUCGGCAUGCCAUAUUCCCACAUGAUGCCGCGGAGACUGAGCACCCAGAGAUACCGCCUGCAACAGCCGAUGCCACCACCCCCGCCGCCGCCACCACCACCACCUUAUUACCCCAGUUUCCUGCCCUACUUCCUCUCGAUGCUGCCAAUGUCACCCACCGCCAUGGGGCCCACCAUCAGCCUGGACCUCGAUGUGGACGAUGUGGAAAUGGAGAACUAUGAGGCCCUCCUGAACCUGGCAGAGCGCCUGGGCGAUGCCAAGCCUCGAGGCCUCACCAAAGCCGACAUAGAGCAGCUACCAUCCUACCGCUUCAACCCCGACAGCCAUCAGUCGGAGCAGACGCUGUGCGUCGUCUGCUUCAGUGACUUCGAGGCACGGCAGCUGCUCCGGGUCCUCCCCUGCAACCAUGAGUUCCAUGCCAAGUGUGUGGACAAGUGGUUAAAGGCCAACCGGACAUGCCCCAUCUGCCGGGCAGACGCCUCCGAGGUGCCCAGGGAGGCCGAGUGAGGCCUCACAGCUGUCCAGGAGAGCCCUGCCCAGAGCUCCGGAACCUUGGGGGGCGGGACCCCAGGAGGAUGGGAGGGAGUUCCCGAGCCUGCCCCGCCAUCCUGCCUGCCUCUCCAGAGCUGGUGCCAGGGUCAGCCCUGAGAGACGCCCCUGCAAUAAGCCCCCUGCAUUUGCCAAGCUCCAAAGACUCCUUCCCCGAUCUGCCUGCCUGUCCUCUCGCCAUGGGGGCCACUGCCUGCCUGUCCUCUCGCCAUGGGGGCCAUCCGAGCCUCCCCCCGCCUUUCUCCAGUUUGCCUGGGGCCUCUCUCUUCCUCCUUGGCCCCGGGAACCAGGGCCCCUUCUCUGACGCUGGUGGGGACGGUGGGCUUCAGCAUGGGCAGCGGGGCCCCUCCUGGAUCACCUGGUCUCUUGCACUGAAGUGGCGUCCCCUUGACCCAGUUGGCGCUGGAGAGCGCCCAGGCAGGUGGGCGCUAGGCCAUUUCCUGAGCCUCUGGCCGCAUCUUCCCACCUUGGUCUCAGGCAGACUCAGGCUGCUGAGCUGGAUGGUUCUGGCUCUGAGGAGACCCUCACUCUGGCCACAUUCCACUCCCCUGACCCAGGCUGGAGGGCACAGAGCCCACCCGCCUCGCAGACAGUAGGCAUGGCAAGGGGUCAAGGUCCCUGAGGGCCACUCCUGUCGGCCUCCCUGCGCGGUCCCGCCUGCCUGCCCGAGCCCCUGUCCUUGUGCAUGAAUGUGAGGAGCAGCAGUUUGCGUUUAUUCAUUUGGCCCAAAAUUGCGUAUAGGAUUUGGGGGUGUGGAUUUUAAAAACUCUUUUUUUCCUUUUGGUUUAAUGUGGGGGGGGGUAUAGGAACCACCCAGGACCGAGUGCCCCCAAGCAGGGAUGCCCACCAGAGCAGCCCGGCCUGCGUGCAUGUGAGCGGCUGGGGCUGGGCCGGGCGGGCGUACGGGUGGGGGUCUGUGCUCAGCUGAAAACUGCCAUGCACUGUACUGCACAUGUACCCAGAGCCGACCGUGACAGCUCGCUUUUCAGGGCAUUUCCCUCCAACCAGGGCCCGCCUCUCACCUGCCAGGGCUUCCGGAGGACAGGGACUAAGGACCAAGGAGGGCAUGGCCCCCUUCCACGGGGCCCUUUCCAGCCUCUGGGCCCUGCUCUGCACGGUCUGGAGGGAGGGGGCCCUGGAGGGUCUGGCUGAGCUCCCCCAACUCCCGGUCCCCACCCCCAUCUAAGCCCCUCCCCCCGCUGGGGUAGCUGCCCCAAUGAACGAACCGCGUGUGGGGCCGGCACAUCCUAGCAGGCAGCCCCUGGCGCCUGCUGCCUCAGGGAUGCUCCAACCACCCUCGUUCUCCCUGCAGCCGCCCUGGCCCCCCACCCCCACCCAGCCCUCCUGGGGCCCCAUCAGCCUGGCCCCAGCCCUGAGGAGAACCCAAAGUCUUACUGUAUAUAACUCCAGGUGACGUUUCUAUAUUUAUAGCAGUGUUGAAAACCCACGUGUUUUACACAGAGAACCACCCGCUCCAACCCCCCUCCCUUCCCCACUCCAACAGAGGUUUGCAGAAAACCCUCACAGCUCCUGGGGCAGGCGGAAACGGGCUCACGCCUGCAUGUCCUGUCGGCUCGGCUGCAGCCACGAUGCCAACGAGCAGCUACUGGGGGAGGGUGGGGCACAACAUUUAAAGAAAAAUCAUUAAAAAAAAAAGAUUUAUAAGACAAUUAUUUAGGAUGUUUGUGAUUUGCUGAUCUUGCUAUAGAUGCCAUGUUACCAAUGAUUUCCUGUGGUGGGGGCUUGUCGUUGUUUACUCUGAUUGACCGACUUCUGGCCUAGGCAUGACCGUGGGCGCCGCCCCAGCCCUGGCUGGGUCCAGCGCCUGUGUCGUGUGUUGGAAAGGUUUUAUAUUUAUAUAUAUACAUAUAAUUCUAUGUGUGUAUAUAUAUAUAUAUGUAAUGGGGGGCCCUAUUCCUUGCACAUUUUACAGUUACCUCAUUUUUCCCAUGUAUGUAUUUGAGAAAAUGCUAAUAUAUAGAGAAAAAAAUGGUUCUUAAAGCUUAAAUGUGUGGUUUUUUCCAUUCUAUUGGAUUCACAUUGGUUUGUAGCAUUUAACAUAACUAGUAUGUUGUAUUAUAUAUAUGUGUAUACUGAUUGAAAUUUUUAACAGAUUUGUACUUUUUUUAAAAUGAAAGUUGCUAGUUCUGCUUGACCAAGUAGUGCAAUCAUUAUUUUUUUUAAUAUUGUUGCUGAUUUCAGAGGGAUAUUCACUAAUAAAUGUAUGAUGUCUACCGAG